Messenger RNA from Aureobasidium subglaciale EXF-2481, 1014 nucleotides. RefSeq lists its product as uncharacterized. Lineage: Eukaryota; Fungi; Ascomycota; Dothideomycetes; Dothideales; Saccotheciaceae. Bases 93 to 818 code for a protein of 241 amino acids. The record is from RefSeq and is a predicted model, not a curated record. The transcript has a single exon.
UGGGAGAUGAAACAGCGUGAUUGGUGAUACAAGCAAACGGGCUCAGAGACGAAGGAUGGAUUGACAAACACGCAGUUUGUUGCUUGAAUGUUAUGUAUAUAUCUAUUCCUCCUUCUAUUCUCAGUGCGACCUCUUCGCCUCACCAUCUCUCUAUAAUCCCCAUCAUCCUCAUCAUCCUCAUACCGAAUCCCAAGCCAAAAAAAAAAAUCAAGACUCAAUACCUUGCUUCUUCAAUCUUCUACGACAAGCACCAAGCAAAGCCCUCCAAAAUGUGCUUCAGACUCAUCUCAACAUUCACCCGCUGCGGUCACCAAGAUACCCUCGCCCACCUGAAACUCUGCUCUUCCAGUCUCAGCACUUGGCCUUCUAUCCCUUGUCCCCUGGACCGUUCUCAACUAGACACGCCUCUUUACGACAUCAAUGCUUUUUGCCCUUCUUGCACCAUCACCCGCACUUUCGUCGCUGCUACGGGCUUUUUGGCUGAAGUUUCUGGUGAUAACGGUGUUGUGACGCGCAGAGCUGGAGCAGUGGUUGAGGACAUUGGAGCAAAGAGGGAGACUACGGAUAGGGCUUUGGAGUGGAAGGAACUCGGUGUCAUGGUGGGAGGCGGUGGAUGGGAUGGAGUUGGCACUGAUGCAGCUACUGGUGGGGAGUGGGGCGCCAUUGCACCAGUUGCCGACAAUCUUAGCAAGGGAAAAGUGAGCCCUACCAAUUCUGGCGUUGAAGAGCGAAUGGGUGAUAAAGAGGAGUCCUGGGCUGAUGCUAGCGAGAGGCAGGCUCAGGAGUUGGGUGGCCAGGAGACUGCUAUGCAGUGGUGAAGCAAGGCGAUCGAGGGUGAGAGUAUUUGGUCUUGAGUUGACACCUUAUCCUGGCAAGUGUAGCAACACUUUCCUGAGAGUAUCAGCUAAAGACUUCUGUCUCUGGUAUACGGCCUACUAGCGAGGCGAAUAUUCCUGGGCAGAAGACAGGAGAUGCUCUUCGAUUGCUGCAGACUCAAGUUGAGAUAGUAUUCAA